Messenger RNA from Helianthus annuus (common sunflower), 600 nucleotides. RefSeq lists its product as uncharacterized. The coding region runs from base 48 to 425 and encodes 125 amino acids. The transcript has a single exon. Lineage: Eukaryota; Viridiplantae; Streptophyta; Magnoliopsida; Asterales; Asteraceae. The record is from RefSeq and is a predicted model, not a curated record.
UGUGUAUACAUAUCCUUGAUCCUAGAAACUAUUAGGAAGAAAAAAAAAUGAUCCUUACCUUUUGUUUCAACUCACUUGUAGAACGGUUGUCCAGGCGGUGGCCAUUGCUCGUCUAUGCCACCACCUGGACAACCAUUCUAACCGUCACAGUAGCCAUAACCUCAUUCGCGCCAGAAUUCGCGUUUGUGUGGGCCAUAGCCCCGUCUUCGUUAUUCUCUCGGGUAUGUCAAGAUCAAAGAGAAGGCUUCGUGAGAGUCCCUUUUGAUGUUCCGUCGGAGGUCUUUUGUCUUCCUGCCGAGAUGUUUAAAAAGUCCAAGAUGGACUUGGUGGUCCCGCCCAUCUUCGCGGCCAUCGUUGUGGCAGCCUCGGCGUGUUUGGUCCGAGCUCUUGGCUUGUGGGAGGUGGAUGAAGUUGAGGGUCAAUAAGAUUACUCAUUAGAACAAAAUUGUUGCACUUCGAUUUUUUGCAGUGUUGUAAGAACUGCUAGACGCUAGUCGGCUGGUGGGGUACCGACUAGCGAUUAAUCAAGAUUGAUCGGAUUGGAUUUUAUACGUAAUUUUCAGUUUUAUAUGUAUGUAUAUACACACAUUUUUAUAUGUA